CCAUGGCAGGACUUGGAUACUUGAUUCCUGGACUCGUGUUGGGUCUGGGAAGCACUGUGUCUGCAUCUCCCUUGAAUGUUCAGCCUCUGAACACCACUUACACCAAUGUUACCUCCCUCCCUCAGUUCAGCAACUACACCAGUACCAGAACUAUCCUGAGCACUGCUACCAUCUACAAUGCCGCAAGCACCAGUGCCAUCGUUGUUGCAGCGGUAGAUGGACACGCUUCAGGUUUCCCAGGUUCCUCCUCAAGUUCUUCCUCCGGCUCGUCCUCGGGUGCUGCCAUCAACGCUGAGCAACAUGAUCAAGAUUCCGCUCCCUUUACCACGAACGCCGUCCAGAGAUACGACUUCGCUACCUCGUCUUCUGCUGUUGCUGUCAACGUUGGAUCCCAGGCCCAAUCCCCGGCAAACUCUGGCGGAUUCCAAACCGUGGUCGUGACACAGACAGUCGCUGGUUGCACUCUCGGUGAAUCUACUGGUGCGCCAUCCUCGACUGCCAACCACGCUCCUUUCGCACUCGCCGCUUCCUCUGUUGGUACUGCAGAGUAUGCCGCCGCCACGGUUUCGCCUGCUGUUCACUGGGAUUUCCCUCUUGACAACCUUGACAACCUGAUCCCAUCAAAGAAUGCAAGUCUCUACUACGGUCUUGCCGACCCCAAAGUCGAGCACCCUUUCGCAUCUGUUGUUACUGAUCUGACUCAUGAUACUGUCGUUCUCGAUCACUCUUCAUACAUCUCUGAAACAUCUUGCUCUGAAGACGGCAUUGUUGUUUCCUUCACCAGCGUUCAAGCAUUCAACUUGGCUUGCGAUAGCUGGUCAAGCACCUCUACUGGAUUGGUUCUCGCAACCUAUACUGAUGGCUGUCAUGGUGAUGCUGAAGACCAACGAACCUUUUGGUUGAUCGCCUCCCUCUCCUUUGACAACAAAACAAUGACAAUCAAGGCUGUUGUCAGCGAGGAGCUGGAGAUUGGUGAAAUCGCCCACACCGUCGAUCUUGUCUGGGGCACUUACACUCCUGGAAGCAAUGGUGUCCCUGCCAUUGGUGGUAGCGCUACAUCUGUCGGAGAUGCAAGAGCCAGCACUACUUCUACCCGCAAUUCAGGCACCAGCAGCACACUCACUGGCGCUGUUCCUACGCGUACCUCCUCAGGGUCCAGCAACGGAACACUCUACGGGUCUUCUUGCGGUACCGCUCCUUCUUCUGUCAUAGAUGGUCUGCCUGCAAUCGACUGCGGUGACGCAGAAUUCGAUUCUCGCCUUGACGACCGCAUUGGAUAUCUCGAUACCACCUCCGGCAACUACGCUGACAGCGUUCGUGAUUUCUUCCCAGAUGUCGACUUGAACGCAGAGGAUCUCGUGGACGACGACGUGGAAUUGACUCGACGUGGUCUUGCGCAUCUCCGAAAGAGAGAUUGGCGUGACUCUAUCAGAAGUGGUCUCAGAAAGAUCGGUAGCGGGAUUGCGACUGGAGCCAAGGCAGUCGGUAACGUUGUUGUCAAGGGCGGUGAAAUUCUCGUUGAUGCCAGCAAGGCCACUGGUAAACUCGCACUAGCUGGUGUUCGAAGUGUUCCCCUCAUUGGCACAGGAUUGGAUGCAGUGUCAGGCGGCGUGUUGAAAGACCUCUCGAACUUUGAUCCCAGCAUCAGCGGAUCUCAAGAAUUCAACUAUGGCCCUGCAGCUUCUGUGGACUCUCCUUGGGGCAAAGCAGCAUCGAUCUACUCUAAGAAGAAGGAAUUCAAGGACGACAAGGGCAGUGCCGAGGUCAACCUGUACUGUGUCGACUGUGGUGUGAAGGGCAAAGUUUCCAUGGCCGGUCAAGCCAAGUGGAACGCAAAGGACGGCCUGCAAUCGCUGAACGCUGGUAUCAAUGCCAACAUUGAAGCCGGUAUCCAUCUUGGUCUCACUGCAUCCGCGUCUUACAAGGACGAGCGGACCAAGAAGAUCAUCAACCAGCCUCUUCCCGAAGUCGGUGUCUCUGUUGGCAAGCUUUUCACUGCUGGUGUUUACCUCAGUGUCGAUGCAAAGUCUGUGGUCGAGGUCAACGCCGAGGGCCAGAUCCUCGUCGGUGUUGCCAUGAAGAUUCCAAACUUUGAAGCCAAGCUCAACCUUCUCGAUGCUCAAAGCUCCACCAAAAGCAGCAUUACUGGGUUCACUCCCGAGUUUACAAAGAGAUUCGAGGCGAGCGGUAAGAUCGGCGCUCAGCUCACUUUGAGUCUGCCUAUUGCCAUCAACGCAGGUAUCGAGAUCCCUCCUCUCAACAUGAAGAGAGUAUUGGCUUUGAUUGAGGAGCCUAGCGUUGUCGGCAACCUCACUGUCGCAGCGUCCACCGCAAAUGCCGAAGCAGCCAGCGAGACAUGCAACAACGGUAUUGAGUACUUUGCUAAUGAUNUCGAUGGCUCGAAGGCCACCUCCAAGGCCUCCUCUGCUGUGUCGUCCGAAGCAUCUACCGCUGGUACCGAGCUUUCUACCGCACCCACAACAGCUGCUACCACAGAUGCUAGCAGCCCGAUAUCGACUGAAGCACCUAGUGCUGUAACCACUGGUUCUGAGCCAACGGCUACCGAUGACGCAUCUGAGCCUUCGAACCCUGGAACCACGAUUGAGCCCACUGCUACUGAGGGCUCAGACUCCAACGAACCCACUGAGACGGGUGAUGUAACCGAUCCUAGCACCACUGACUCUGAAGAUGCACCCGAGCCAACCGAAACAAGUGCUUCAGAUGAUGGGACACCCACCGAGACCGACGAUUCAACUCCUGAUGAAGGAUCCAAUGAAGAGUCUAUUUCGGAUGCUGAUGAGGAGACUAACUCUGGGCCCGUUUCAUCUUCUGACGAAGAAUCCACCACCGGCGAGCUUCAAAGACGUCAUGCUCGUAGCUUCGUAGUCCGUCGUCAAGAUAACAUCACCUCAACUGAUGACUCGGAUGUCUCCGACGUCUCCAGCGACGAUGAGAAGUACGUCUUCGACGACGAGGACAACUAUGUCGAGUCCUUUGACAACGACGUAGCCACGGACGCAGAUCUUUCCGAUGAUACCAUUGGCGAUUACUCGGAGGAUCCCGACAACACUGCUUUCAAGGAAAACACAGACAAGGCUCUUCAAUUGGCUACCCAUGACUCUCCCAGCGAUGCAAACUACACCCAGCUGAUCGAUAUUUCAAAGACCCUUGCUGUCGUUCCUAGUGCCAACGGCAACCUCUACGCCGCUACCUACAGCGAGGAAUUGAUCCAGACUGACAACCUCCUCUUUGGCCACUACGACAACGCAAUCUUCGGCGAUGACAGCGGUCGCUACCUCCACUUCCACCCCGACGAGAUGAAAGUGUAUGGCGCCAGUCGACUGCGUCUGUCCGACGAAGACAGCAUCCCCAAGAGCGCCGAUUUCAUCACUUUGACUCUCGAAGAGCUCGAGGAGAGUACCCAACCUAUCUACUUCGCCGCAGACACAUACGGUAACCUAUACAACAUUGUCAUGUGCAACUUUGCCAACAGCGCUGUUAGCAAGAUCUUCGUGGUUGACGGCCAGGAUGGUCUGGAUGCCUUGGUCAACAAUGCCAAUGUCAAGUACACUGUCACUGGUGCACCUGUCCAGGAGUGUUACCCUCUGGCUCUGGUUGAUGCUGCUUCUAUA
Aureobasidium uvarum is the source of this 3632-nucleotide messenger RNA. Lineage: Eukaryota; Fungi; Ascomycota; Dothideomycetes; Dothideales; Saccotheciaceae. The record is from the annotation of a GenBank genome assembly.